This is a messenger RNA of Ascochyta rabiei, 816 nucleotides long. RefSeq lists its product as uncharacterized. NCBI's taxonomy places the organism in Eukaryota, Fungi, Ascomycota, Dothideomycetes, Pleosporales, Didymellaceae. The transcript is spliced from 4 exons. The record is from RefSeq and is a predicted model, not a curated record. Bases 1 to 816 code for a protein of 271 amino acids. Gene Ontology annotation, molecular function: mRNA binding. Gene Ontology annotation, cellular component: mRNA cleavage factor complex.
AUGUCGACGAUAACGCAGAACGCUUCCCAGAGCUCAUAUCCCCCUGUGCUCCCCAAGGACUUCAACGCGAACCAGCCCAAGACGAUCCGCCUGUAUCCUCUCAGCAACUACACGUUCGGCACAAAGGAUGGCCAGCCUGAAGAGGACCCGUCGGUGCUGGCGCGGCUGAAGCGGCUGGAAGAGCACUACAGCGAACACGGCAUGCGCCGGACGAGCGAGGCGAUUCUGGUCUGCCACGAGCACAACCACCCGCACAUCCUCAUGCUGCAGAUUGCAAACGCCUUCUUCAAGCUCCCCGGCGACUACCUGCGCGCAGAGGACGACGAGAUCGAGGGCUUCAAGGCGCGCCUGAACGAGCGCCUCGCUCCCGUCGGCACGCAGUUCACCGGCGAGGGCGUCAACGACGAGUGGCAGGUCGGCGACACGCUGGCGCAGUGGUGGCGCCCCAACUUCGAGACGUUCAUGUACCCCUUCAUCCCCGCCCACGUCACGCGGCCGAAGGAGUGCAAGAAGCUCUACUUCAUCCAGCUGCCGCGCAGCAAAGUGCUCAGCGUGCCCAAGAACAUGAAGCUCCUCGCCGUGCCCCUCUUCGAGCUCUACGACAACACCGCACGCUACGGCCCGCAGCUGUCAGCCAUCCCCCACCUCCUGUCCCGCUACAACUUCGAGUUCGUCGACGAGGACGGCAAUGUUGCGGCCACGACUCCCGGUGUUGGGCCGCCAGACGCCAGCGUGCAGACAAAGCUCCUGGCUGGAGGGGAGGACGUCAACAUGCAGCAGAACGGAGACGAGGCGAGCGACGUCACCCUAUCGUAA